Canariomyces notabilis is the source of this 1760-nucleotide messenger RNA. RefSeq names its product gamma-glutamyl phosphate reductase. Gene Ontology annotation, molecular function: glutamate-5-semialdehyde dehydrogenase (NADP+) activity; NADP binding. The transcript has a single exon. The record is from RefSeq and is a predicted model, not a curated record. The coding region runs from base 88 to 1440 and encodes 450 amino acids. NCBI's taxonomy places the organism in Eukaryota, Fungi, Ascomycota, Sordariomycetes, Sordariales, Chaetomiaceae.
AAAGCUUGCUCAAUGAUUCGUUCACCGACACAGAGCAACGGCAAGGGCAUUGGAACGAAAACCUAAGUAUAGGGUAGGUUGAGAGAUAUGUCCCUGACCAACGCGUCUCCGCUCGAGGCAGCGCAGGCGGCCAAGUCGGCGUCGCAUGUGCUCGCUACCCUUUCUGCCGAGUCGCGCAACGAUGCUCUCACAGCCAUACACGCUGCACUGACGGCCGCCCGAGAUGACAUCCUCGCCGCCAACGCCCGCGACCUCGAGCUGGCCCGCCAGGCUGCUGCCGAUGGAAAGUUGAGCCAGAGCCUAGUCGCCCGGCUUGACUUGGGCAAGAAGGGCAAGUGGGAGGACAUGCUCAAGGGCAUCCUCGACGUGCGCGAUCUCGAAGACCCGGUCGGCCGAGUCACACUACGCACCCGCCUCGACGACGGCCUCGAGCUCGAACGUGUGACGUGCCCCAUCGGCGUGCUCCUCAUCAUCUUUGAGGCCCGCCCCGAGGUCAUUGCCAACAUCGCCGCCCUGGCCGUCAAGUCUGGCAACGCCGCCAUUCUCAAGGGCGGCAAAGAGUCGACCGAGUCGUUUGUCGCCAUCUCGCGUGUCAUCUCGGCCGCCCUCGAGCGCACCCAAGUCCCUAACGCCGCCAUCCAACUCGUCACCACCCGCGACGUCAUCCCCGAGCUGCUCGCUCUCGACCGCCACAUCGAUCUCGUCAUCCCGCGCGGAUCAAACGACCUGGUCCGCUACAUCAAGACCAACACGCGCAUACCCGUCCUCGGCCACGCUGACGGCCUCUGCUCUAUCUACCUCGAAGCAUCCGUCGACCCAGCCCUAGCAGUCGACGUCAUCGUCGAUUCCAAGACCAACUACCCGGCCGCCUGCAACAGCCUCGAGACGCUCCUCGUGCAAGAGUCCGCCCUGGCCACCCACCUGCCCAGGGUAGCCGCCGCGGUCGCGGCCAAGGGCGUCGAACUGCGCUGCGACGAGGCCAGCAAAGCAGCCCUGGAACAACACCAACCGCCCAUCCCCAACCUCGUACUCACAUCCGCUACAGAGCGCGAUUUCACCACCGAGUUCCUCUCCCUCACCCUCGCCGUCAAGACGGUUCCCUCUCUCGCGGAAGCGAUAGCCCACAUCAACGCGCACGGCUCGCACCACACUGAUGCCAUCCUCACCGCCUCCAAGGAGGCGGCCGAGGCGUUCAUGUCGGGUGUUGACUCGGCGGGCGUCUACUGGAACGCGUCGACACGCUUUGCCGACGGCACCCGCUACGGCUUCGGCACCGAGGUCGGCAUCAGCACAAACAAGAUCCACUCGCGGGGCCCCGUUGGCUUGGAGGGUUUAAUGAUUUACAAGUACAAGUUGAGGGGCCAGGGGCAGGUGUCGGCCGUGUAUGGCGAAGGGGAAGGGAGGAAGCGCUUUCUACAUGAAAGACUGCCGCUAGAUUAGAAAAGCAUUUGUUAUUUAACGGUGGGAGUUUGCGGGUAGCAGUUUCACUGCGGAAAAGGAGGCUGGGUAGUGCGUACGGUUGCCAAGCGUUAACAUGAAGAAAGUUGCCUGCGAGGACAGCUUAACAGAAUCCGUCUGAAAAUGCAAGACAGUGUCUGAUAUACUUGGCAUCUCGAUAAGUGAGCAAGGGGGAGAAUCAUUGACAGACAAAGUCUAGGUCUUACAAAUAAACACUACGGCAAAGUAUCUAGCUAGACAUACGGCCAGCCCGAAAACGCCACGGAACCUGCCCUGCCAACAGACCAGACAGGACACACAAG